AUGAAACAAGAUUUCUAUGCAGCAGUGAAUCACUUCUUUCUCACACGGAUAUUGAUGAAGGCGUGGAACUGCAUUGCUAUCACAUUGGUCCCUAAUGUCUCUGCACCAUCUCAGGUUAAGAGAGGGAUUAGGCAAAGGGAUCCAGUGUCCCCCUACCUCUUUGUUAUUGCAAUAGAGCAUUUGCAAAGGGAGAUGAACCAGUUGCCUAGGCUUAAGGAGUUCAAAUACCAUCCAAGAUGCAAAAGGAUUAGGGUGACACAUAUCUAUUUUGCUGAUGAUUUGCUUAUAUUUUACAGGGCCGAUAUAAACUCCAUCACUGUACUUAGGGAAACCUUUCAAAGGUUUUCUGCUACUUCUGGUUUGCAGACAAAUGCUGAAAAAAGUUCUAUGUAUGUUGUUGGGGUGCAUAAUGAUCUCAAGGAGGACCUGAUUAACUUAUUAGGAUAUGCAGAGGGCUCACUACUAUUCAAAUACCUGGGAGUACCUCUGUCUACUAAGAAGUUAAACAUAUAG
Molecule: messenger RNA, 513 nt
Organism: Nicotiana attenuata
Lineage: Eukaryota; Viridiplantae; Streptophyta; Magnoliopsida; Solanales; Solanaceae
Exons: 2
Coding region: 1-513 (170 amino acids)
Source: RefSeq, a predicted model, not a curated record